Molecule: messenger RNA, 1955 nt
Organism: Lotus japonicus
Lineage: Eukaryota; Viridiplantae; Streptophyta; Magnoliopsida; Fabales; Fabaceae
Product: bHLH transcription factor RHL1
Exons: 7
Coding region: 163-1485 (440 amino acids)
Biological process (GO): regulation of transcription by RNA polymerase II
Cellular component (GO): nucleus
Molecular function (GO): DNA-binding transcription factor activity, RNA polymerase II-specific; RNA polymerase II cis-regulatory region sequence-specific DNA binding; protein dimerization activity
Source: RefSeq, a predicted model, not a curated record
AACAGAACUCGACAGAGAAACCCCAAAAACAAAGGCAAUGCUGUUUCUAUUCCAGACUCAGUUCCUCUCUCAGUCCAACUCCAACUGCUGAGUUCCCCAUCAAUCUCUCUUCUCUCUCUCUCUCUCUCUCUCUCUCUCUGACCCUUGUCCUUAACCAUAACUAUGCAACCCUGUAGCAGAGAAAUGCAAGGAUCAAUCAACUCCUUCCUCACCACCACCACCACCACCACCACCAACAACCCUUCUCAAAUCUCCCUUCAAGACCUCCACCACCACCACCACCACCACAACACCACCACCACCCAGAUCCAAAAUUCACCCACCAUGAACAACCAUCAUCAACAACUCAACCCUCAGUUCGACCCAACCUCCCAUGACGACUUCCUGGAGCAAAUGCUCUCCACCCUCCCUUCUUUCUGGGACCCCAAUUCUGACCUCUCCGCCGAAACCACCCCCGAUAAUGUCGCCGCUUUCCCCUUCGACGAACACUCCACCCUCAACUCCAAGUUCCGUAACCACCAGAUCACCUCCCCCACCACUAAAGCCGCCGCCGCUCUCAUGCUCCAACAACACCUCCUCCAGAUGCCAGCAAACGACGUCGUCGACCCCACAAACUUCUUCAAAUCCCCCAAUCCCGGUGGUGAAGCUUCAGCUUCAGUUCAAGCUCUGUACAACGGUUUCACCGGAUCUCUGAAUGGCACCCAACCUCAGCAGCAUUUUCAACAUCCUCCUCAGGGAAAUUCGAAUCAGAUUCAGGGGCAGAAUUUUGGGGCAACAAACCAGGCUCCACCGGCGAGUGGCUCAGCCGGCGGCGGCGGCAACCAGGGUCAGGCGAAGCCGAGGGUGAGGGCACGGAGAGGUCAAGCGACGGACCCACACAGCAUUGCUGAAAGGUUACGAAGGGAGAGAAUUGCAGAAAGAAUGAAGGCACUUCAGGAACUGGUCCCCAAUGCUAACAAGACAGACAAGGCAUCCAUGCUGGAUGAGAUCAUCGAUUACGUGAAGUUCCUGCAGCUCCAAGUCAAGGUUCUGAGCAUGAGCAGAUUGGGUGGUGCAGCUGCCGUGGCUCCCCUUGUUGCUGAUAUCUCCUCUGAGGGAGGAGGAGGAGGAGGAGGCGGUGACUGCGUCACCAACGGAGCUGGUGGGGUCCUCCCCCGGAGCACCACCACCGCAGCGUCAACCACAAACGACAGCCUCACCAUGACAGAGCACCAGGUAGCCAAGCUAAUGGAAGAAGACAUGGGCUCCGCCAUGCAGUAUCUCCAAGGCAAAGGACUCUGCCUCAUGCCAAUUUCCCUCGCCACCGCAAUCUCCACCGCCACGUGUCACACCAGGAGCCCCUUGAUUCCAAACAAUCUCGCCAACCUUGCCGCCGCCGCUGCAUCUAACGGCGAAGGGCCGUCAUCACCGAACAUGUCCGUGCUGACGGUGCAGUCUGCGGUGGCGGGUAACGACAGCACCGUCAAAGACGUGUCGAAACCGUGAUGACGUAGCGUUUGGGUGGUGGUGGCCGGUGGUGUGAAAUAGACAAAUGAAAGCAGACAAAAAAAAAACCAACAACAUAAAGUGGUCAAGGACAGAAAAUGACGUGUGUGUUUUCUUAGCUCACCCUAAACAGAGCCGUUUAAGUCUAUGAAAAUAAUGCGUCAGGGACAGAACUGGUAGAGACGACGCCGUAUUUACUUAGACUUUGUUUGGCUAGUUGCUAACUUUCAACCAACCAAUCACAACUCUACCAUGCCAGUUACCUGCUCUACUCUACCAGCUUCUUUUAGCUAUCUAUGAGUUAAGUUAUUAUGUUCAUUGCUUUUUUUAAUUUAUAGUGGAUUUCUUAACAACUUGGUCUGUCUUUGUGUUACCAUCGUUUUCAUUUUUUUUCAUGUGUAAUGUAAUUCGCUUAUAUGAUAGUAAUUUAUUACUUCUACCAUGACAUCAAGUCAUAGUUACUAUUUAUA